AUGCCGAGGUUGCCAUCCUCGUCAUCCACGACGAUUUGGAUGGACAUUUCCGAAUAUACGACUUCUGGCAGACGCAUAUGCCGAAGAGGCCAACGCGACUACGUUCCAGACUUGUCCAGCUUCGGCGGCGAAGUCCUCCCUGCCGAGAUCCUCGUCAAGGACCCCUCGGAAUGGGGCCCGAUCGAUCUUCCCGGCUUUCUGGCCCGCAACAGUAAAGCCACCCGAGAGCCUGAGAUCAUGGCCUUCGCUAGAUCCCUUCGUGAAAAAUACAAACGCGUUGGCGCGAUCGGUUUCUGUUACGGCGGCUGGGCCGUGUUCCGUCUUGGAGCCAAAGAAAAUAAUGGUAUGGUAGAUUGUAUCUCAACAGCGCACCCUUCUCUGCUCACCAAGGAGGGGAUCCAGGAAGUUGGUGUGCCAGUCUAUAUCAUGGCGGCGGAGGUCGACCCCAUGUUCACGUCAGAACUCAAGGAGUUCAGUAAUCGAGUCAUCCCCUCACUCGAGGUAGAUUAUGAUUAUCAGUACUUCCCAGGCUUGGUGCAUGCGUUUGCAGUCAGAGGCAAUCGGGCGGAUGAGGCUGAGAUGAAAGGGCUGGAGAGGGCGAAGAAUGCGGCAGUGCAUUGGUUUAAGCAGUGGUUGCACUAA
Molecule: messenger RNA, 642 nt
Organism: Penicillium maclennaniae
Lineage: Eukaryota; Fungi; Ascomycota; Eurotiomycetes; Eurotiales; Aspergillaceae
Product: dienelactone hydrolase family protein
Exons: 2
Coding region: 1-642 (213 amino acids)
Molecular function (GO): hydrolase activity
Source: RefSeq, a predicted model, not a curated record